AUGCAGGAGGGAAGGCUCAGCGUGCCCCAGCAGGCUGUCCCUUCACUGCGGUGUUGUUCUUGCCUUGCAGAUGAGCGGGUGGAUCAGCGAACCUGCCUUAUCUGCGGGGACAGAGCCACGGGUCUGCACUACGGGAUCAUCUCCUGCGAGGGCUGCAAGGGGUUCUUCAAAAGGAGCAUUUGCAACAAGCGGGUUUACAGAUGCAGCCGGGACAAGAACUGCGUCAUGUCGCGCAAGCAGCGGAACAGAUGCCAGUACUGCCGGCUGCUCAAAUGCCUCCAGAUGGGCAUGAACCGCAAAGCAAUCAGAGAGGAUGGCAUGCCAGGAGGCAGAAACAAAAGCAUUGGACCUGUCCAGAUAUCAGAGGAGGAGAUUGAAAGAAUCAUGUCUGGACAAGAGUUUGAGGGAGAAGCAAACAUGUCAUGGAGCAACAACGGAGACAGUGACCAUAGUUCCCCUGGGAAUGGAGUUUCUGAGAGCAACCAGCCUUCACCUGUGUCUACUCCAUCUUCAAGGUCCGUGGAGCUGAAUGGCUUCGCCGCACUCAGGGAUCAGUAUAUUGGGACGCCGGUGUCCACGCACUAUCAGUACCUCCCGCACCUUUUUAGCUAUUCCGCGCACUCGGCGCUGAUGCCCCCGCAGACGCGCAGCCUGGACCCCCAGUCGCACAGUCUCAUCAAUCAGCUGGUGUCGGCUGAGGACUUGGAGCCGCUUGGCACUCCGAUGCUCAUUGAAGACGGGUAUAAAGUGACUCAGGCAGAGCUGUUUGCGUUGCUGUGCCGCCUGGCGGAUGAAUUGCUUUUCAGGCAGAUUGCUUGGAUCAAGAAGCUGCCGUUCUUCUGCGAGCUCUCCAUCAAGGACUAUACCUGCCUGCUGAGCUCCACGUGGCAGGAGCUGAUUCUGCUCUCCUCGCUGACGGUUUACAGCAAGCAGAUCUUCGGUGACCUUGCAGACGUGACCUCCAAGUACUCCCCCUCCGACGACGAGCUGCACAGAUUCAGUGAGGAGGGGAUGGAGGUGAUGGAGCGCUUGAUCUACCUCUUUCGCAAGUUCAACCAGUUGAAGGUCAGCAACGAGGAGUAUGCGUGUAUGAAAGCCAUUAACUUCCUUAAUCAAGACAUCAGGGGUCUGACUAAUGCGUCCCAACUGGAGCAGUUGAAUAAGCGGUAUUGGUACGUGUGCCAGGAUUUCACAGAGUACAAAUACCCACAUCAGCCAAACCGCUUUCCGGAUUUAAUGAUGUGUUUGCCAGAGAUACGAUACAUUGCAGGAAAAAUGGUGAAUGUCCCCUUGGAGCAGCUGCCUCUUCUUUUUAAGGCCGUCCUGCAUUCCUGCAAGACAAGCGUGAGCAAAGAGUGAGCCCAAAGGCCCCCGGCCCGUGCCUUACUCCGAUGCCUCAGGCAGGGACCCGGCUCACGAGGAGAGGGGGAAAUGUGAUCCAGGCAGUGGGGAAUUGCUGAGACAAGGCAACGGGUGCCCCUGCUGUUGUAGCAAGAACCUGUUUGUUUGUUUGUUUGUUUUUUUACUCUUUUUCCUAUAUAUUUAUUUCACGACAGAGUUGAAUGUAUGAUCUUCAACACAAUGCACAUGGUUCUGUAGGAGUGCAGCAGAUGCAUUCCCUAGCAGUUUACAGAAUGUGAAGAUGUUUAAUGUUACAGUGUUUGUUAGGGUUAGUUCUUUUGUAUUUUGGGGACCGGGGACCGAGAUGACUAAGACUACCUCAAGGAGAAGAUGCUGUUUGCGCACUGCUCUUUCCAUGAUUUGUAUACGAAAGCAUUUGUCACAGAGAGCAAGCUGCCUCACUUCACUGACA
Messenger RNA from Nothoprocta perdicaria, 1813 nucleotides. It is a transcript of the gene NR6A1, whose product is annotated as nuclear receptor subfamily 6 group A member 1. Gene Ontology annotation, biological process: regulation of DNA-templated transcription. The coding region runs from base 1 to 1359 and encodes 452 amino acids. Gene Ontology annotation, molecular function: sequence-specific DNA binding; zinc ion binding; DNA-binding transcription factor activity. The transcript is spliced from 8 exons. Lineage: Eukaryota; Metazoa; Chordata; Aves; Tinamiformes; Tinamidae. The record is from RefSeq and is a predicted model, not a curated record.